UGAAAUUAUUUAUUCCCAGAAAAACAUUUUAGCAAUAGAAUUGUUAGUUAUGUUUUGAGAAACAAAAUCUUGUUUUCCCCCUAAAAUGAUAAAUUACAAAUAUUUUAAACUUUUUAAAAACGUUGGCACAACCAUCUAUAAAACUGUAAAAUACACACACCUACACAUACGGAUAUAGAUAUAUGUACAUAUUUUCGAGCAUUAGAAGUAAAACUUCAGCAUUGCUGCUUAUUUCUGCACUCUAUCACUGCAUUGGAAGUUUAAGAAGCUAUAGUGGAAAAUAUUAGAAAAUGUAGCUGUUAAAGAAAAUAUAUGUCAAUGUGUUUGAUGUAAAUAAGUGGGCUGGACAUUCAUGUAACUGAAAGAAGAAACAUGCAGAACAUGUAUGAUUUCUUCAGUGUCUCCAUGAGAAACAACACCGAUAUUUUAAGGAACAAACAACCACAGCAACCAAGGUCAUAUGAUGCAUGAAGAGAUAGCGCACGAGGUCUUCAAUUCCAGCUAUGAUUAUAACUACACAUAUGAGGAUUAUUCUUUGGUUAUAUUAGAGGAGGAGAAUUUUCCGUUUAAUAUAAUCAAUGCCAUUUGCUACAGUCUCAUCAUCUGCAUUAGUCUGCCCGGAAACAGCUUUCUGCUUUGGGUGAUCUUGAAGAAAGUGGGUUUGAGCAGCUCCGCUGAUUGUUUGCUCUUCCAUCUGACAGUUUCUGACCUCAUCUUCACCCUCACGUUGGUUCCCUGGACCGCCUAUCAUAUUUGGGGAUGGAUUUUUGGACAUCUGGCCUGUAAGUUGUUCACCUGGUGCAUCUUUUUGGGCCUGUACAGCUACAUGAUGUUCCUCAUGGUCAUGACAGUCCAUCGAUAUGUGGCGGUGGUGUAUCCGGUGUUCGCUUCAUCCGUAGGGAAUCGUAGCAGACUUUACACGUACAUCUCGUCUGCUGUGGCUUGGUUGAUCUCUGUGGGCUUCAGCCUGUCUGAAAUGGUCUUCUCUGAAACGGUGGAUGGUCCUGAUGGUGUAUUUUGUGUCCCUAACUAUAACUCAGUGUUUAUGGAGUUGUUUGGAUAUUUCAUUCAGAUAAUUCUCUUUUUCCUGCUGCCGUUUUUGGUUAUUGUAUUCUGCCACACACGGAUGGGAUUUACCAUUCUUCAGAGUCGCAUCCGAAGCAGGAAUCACGCCGUGUGCAUCAUCCUAAGCAUCGCCGUGGGAUUUUUCAUCUGCUGGGCGCCAUAUAACAUCUUCCUCUUCCUCAUGUCCCUGAGGUCUUUGGGCGUUUUUGAAUCCGGGCAAAGCUUUUGGGAGAUUGCGUACUGCGUCACUCACAUUCUAGCAUAUUCCCACUGUUGUCUGAAUCCGUUAGUCCACAUCUUCGGAGGGAAGAAGUUCAGGAUUUACCUGCCGUGGAGCAGAGGUUUCCACCGGCUCCCGUAUAGGUUUAGCACACAAACUUUCAGCAACCCCAGCAGCUACUCAGGCCAGGUUUAUCUCUGAUUAUGUCAAGGGUCAAGUGUCAUGAUGUCAUUUUGUUGUGGCUCCAGAAUGAGUCAUGUGACGUUUACAGCGCAGAUGAUUGGCUCAAAAAAGUUCUCAGGUUACUAAGAUCAAUAACAGAUUAAUCAACAAUUAAGGCAAAAAAAAACAAAAAAACAUGCAAGAAUCAAAGAAGAUAUGACAAAAAUGAUUAAAACUUUAAAUGCAAACCAAAAAAUUUAAUAUAUAUAUAUAUAUAUAUAUAUAUAUGUGUGUGUGUGUGUGCCAAACUAAAUUAAUCUAAAUGGCAUUCAUGUUCAGUUUAAGUGGUGUAACUAUUAAGUAAAAAGUAACACAUUUUCCUGAACACAUGAAUACCUGCACACCUUUAUAACUAUUUCCAACAUUUUUUUUUUUUCAAAAUAAUUCUAAUUUUUUAAAUAUUUUCUAAUUUUUUGACAUUAAAAAGUCUGAAAUUAUAUAUGUAAGAGUUCAUUUGCAAAAGCUUUUUUUUUUUUAAACAUUUUUUCUUUUUUUUUUUUUCUUUUUUUAAAUUCUGCAUUCCAAGUAAUAUCAAUCAAACUGCAGUUGGGUUGUUUUGAAAAUAAUAAUAACUCAAAAUUAAAAAAUACAACUAACACAAUAAAACAUGAUAACACAAUGAAAAAAAAAAAAAAAAUGAUUUAUGAAAAUUAAUACAAAUUUAGUUAUCUGUUUUUG
This is a messenger RNA of Labeo rohita (rohu), 2185 nucleotides long. Its product is annotated as chemokine XC receptor 1-like. Gene Ontology annotation, molecular function: G protein-coupled receptor activity. NCBI's taxonomy places the organism in Eukaryota, Metazoa, Chordata, Actinopteri, Cypriniformes, Cyprinidae. Gene Ontology annotation, biological process: immune response; G protein-coupled receptor signaling pathway. The transcript is spliced from 2 exons. The record is from RefSeq and is a predicted model, not a curated record. Gene Ontology annotation, cellular component: membrane. The coding region runs from base 461 to 1486 and encodes 341 amino acids.